Molecule: messenger RNA, 285 nt
Organism: Caenorhabditis remanei
Lineage: Eukaryota; Metazoa; Nematoda; Chromadorea; Rhabditida; Rhabditidae
Exons: 1
Coding region: 1-285 (94 amino acids)
Source: RefSeq, a predicted model, not a curated record
AUGAAUUCUCCACGUACAUUAGCAUCAUCAUCGAUAACCGGCUCAUUUCUGACAGUUGGGAAGCAAUUGGUGAUUUCAAGACGAGAAUCAUCAAGGAAUACGAGUCCAGUGAGUACUCCAGCACACGCAUCUCCAGAAACCUCACUAAUUCCCGCGUGGAGUUCACUAUCGACGUGUUUGACAAUUUUCAUGACGACAAGAGAGUCGAGAAGAAUGUGUUUCACACUUGGAGCCGUGAUUGUCACUGACAUUGACAUUUUGAGAACCCUGGAAAUAUCGAUUUGA